Molecule: messenger RNA, 4152 nt
Organism: Hemibagrus wyckioides
Lineage: Eukaryota; Metazoa; Chordata; Actinopteri; Siluriformes; Bagridae
Gene: vaspb
Product: vasodilator stimulated phosphoprotein b
Exons: 14
Coding region: 437-1705 (422 amino acids)
Biological process (GO): actin cytoskeleton organization; axon guidance; neural tube closure
Molecular function (GO): SH3 domain binding; profilin binding
Source: RefSeq, a predicted model, not a curated record
CGGGACAGGGCGGGAGUAAUGGCUUACUAUAGCUCAGUCUAGCUGUAACCGUUAAUGACAGAGCGAGUUUGUCGAGAUUAGGGAUCCAGAGUUCAGCCGAGUGGAGAGACUGCUGCAGGGGGGUGGAAUGGAGGUGUAGAGGGAAGUCUGAGGAAUAUUUAUACUCUAAAGCUUGUAUACAUUACUAUUCAGGGCGCAGAAAGAGGGUGAGAUAGAAGCGGAGAUAAGGGGGUGAGUGGCAGAUCCUGAUUGGAGUUGACAGGCUCCACUCUUCCAGCCCCUUUUUCUCCCAAACCAGGAAAUUGAGUUUGUACUCCGAAACGAGAAACCCGUUCAGCCCUUCGGAGGCAGGAUAGAUGAGGAAGUGCUCAUUAUCCGCACUGUUUUGUUCACUUUUCUCGCUUUGGGACCCGGAGCAGCGCAGAGCAGCUGAACAAUGAGUGAGCUGAGUGUGUGUAACGCGAGGGCCACGGUGAUGGUGUACGAUGAAGCUGGGAAGCGCUGGGUGGCGGCCGGCACCGGCGCUCAGACCUUCAGUCGUGUACAGAUCUACCACAACCCCACCGCCAACAGCUUCAGAGUAGUGGGGAGGAAGAUGCAGGCUGACCAGCAGGUGGUGAUGAACUGUCCACUCGUGAAAGGGCUGAAAUACAAUCAGGCCACGCCCAAUUUCCAUCAGUGGCGAGAUGCACGGCAAGUUUGGGGUCUAAACUUCGGCAGUAAGGAGGAUGCCGCGCUCUUCGCCAGUGGCAUGAUGCAUGCUCUGGAAGUGCUCAGUGCUGACGGAGGAUAUUCUCUAGGCCCCCGUAUGGUAAAUGGACCAACCCAAGAGGAGCUGGAACAGCAAAGAAGAUUGGAGCAACAGAGACUGGAGCAACAGGAGAGAGAAAGACAAGAAAGAGAGAGACAAGAGAGAGAAAGACUGGAGAGAGAGCGACAGGCUGCUUCUGUGAUGAUACCUCCUGCACCUCCUCUUGCCCCCGGAGGCCCACCAGCUCCCCCUGCUCCACCUCCUCCACCCGGCCCCCCUCCCUCUGUUGGAGGUGGACCCCCACCACCACCAGGGCCCCCACCGUGUGGUGGAGGUGCACCUCCACCACCACCCCUUCCCUCUUCCUCGGGUGGGGGAGGUGGAGGAGGUUUAGGAGGUGGAGGAGGACUUGCCGCUGCUCUUGCAGGAGCAAAACUACGCAAAGUUGCCAAGCAGGAUGAAGGUGGUACUGCAGCUCCUUCUGCCUCUGCUCCUGCUCCUGCUCCUAGUAAACCUGACUUGAGCCGCUCCAGUGGGUCUGGGCCUAGUGGAGGAGGGGGAGACCUGAUGGGAGAGAUGAGUGCCAUACUUGCACGACGGAGGAAAGCAGCAGAUAAAGGGGAGAAAGCUCCUCCAGCCCCAAAGACAGAAGAGCCUAGUAAUGAUGAUUCUGAGUCUCAAGGCCAAAGCGACACGUUAAGGAGGCCGUGGGAGAAGAGCGCUACCAUGCCCAGGAAUAACUCUGUUACCCGAGGUCUGGAUUCUCCCGCCUUCACUGCUCUAACACCCAGGCUGAAAACAGCUGGCUCAUCCAAUGACGGUGAGAGUGGAGAGGAGUCUGAGCUGGAGAGAGUCAAGCAGGAGCUGCUGGAGGAAGUGAGGAAAGAGCUGCAGAAAGUCAAGGAUGAAAUCAUUGGAGCAAUCAUUCAGGAGUUACAGAGAAGAAGCACAUAGUCCCUCUCUCAUACUCUCUCUCUCUUUCUUUCUCUCUCUCUCUCUCUCUCUCUCUCUCACUCUCUCACACACAUACACACACACAUAUGCAGGGACUUAAUCCAUUCAGCUUGAUAUUGAUUUUCAUUUUUAAUCAUUUAGUCUUUAUUUUAUUUUCCCCAUCAUCAUCAUCAUCAUCAUCAUCAUCAUCAUAAUCAUGGCGUACUCAGAAAAGUUUAAACCACCCUUGGGGGUUAAUGAAAUGUGUAUGUAAUUAAGACCAGUUACUGUAAAAAGCUCAGUGAGCACACACAUUCUCAUUCUCACUCUCUCUCUCUCUCACACACACACACUCGCACUCUCACUCAAUCUGCAAUCACACCAGAGUUGCACUUGUCCACAGACAGGAAGUGUAUGCAUGUCUCUUCAUGACUCUAACUGGUCUGUGUUGUUCGAGAGUACAGCCAAAUGCAAGACUGUGUGCUGCUCUUAAACAGCACAGCUAAAUAUUAUGUCAUGUAAAUAGUAGUAGGCAUCUGUGCCAUAAUUCACUAGUGAACUGUAUUCUGGAACUAGCAAGCAGGCAGGCGAGGUAGCUUCAGUGGAGGUUUUUCCUCAUUUCAGGGCUCUGUCUCAAAUCAUGCACCAUGCACUAUAUUACUACACUAUGUAGCACCUGGACAUUUGUCAGCAAGCAACCCAAAUCAAACACUAGUGCUUUUUCACUAAACCCAAACGACUCUCCGUCAUGUGGCACCUCACAUUAUUAAGCUGUGCCAGAACUCCCUCUACAGCUCUUUUCUCUUCAUUUGCAAUUGUGGUGUAAUGGCAUUCCUCUUGGCCAUUAUGAAAAUUUGAAACCAUAAAGGCCUUUGUUGGCUCUGUCCGUUCUGUUGCUUAGGGCAGACUGCAACCAUCACGCGUGAAAAGUAUCUGGUGUGCAACACUGUCAUUCCUGCUCAGUUUUAGCACACCAUCCAGGUAUUAAUAGUACACUACAUCUCACUGAUUUUCCCAGUGUUCACCAUGGAAGUACGUGAUCUGAAAUUUGAGAAACAACACGGAUUUGCAUUAUAUCUAGAAACACUGAUUUUUUUUAUUUUUUAUUUAACAUUAGCUGCCUGUUGGGAUAGAUAGAUAUAAAUUAGCUAGCCAUGUAGACAGCCUUGCAGGCCAAGCAGUGUUGAAGCGGAUGCUUAAAUGGAUUUGUGUAAGGAAAUCAUGUUCUCUGAUGAGCCUGACAGGUUCCUAGUGUUUCUAGAUGGACUUAUUUGUAUAAAGUUGAGAACAUUUUUGCCUCUGUACAGCCGUGUAGUCUCUCAGGAUGGUGAUGUGAUUUAGUCUACAUACGCUUAUAUUCUUUCAGCAAACACUUUUAUCCGGAGCUGCUUAGAGUGACAAUGGUGUACACUGUAAGAAUGAUUGAUGUCAUGUGCUCCAGACUAGAGAGGGUUGUUGACAUGCUGACUGCCAGAUAAUAAUCAAACCUGAUAAUACAAACCAACAAUAAUUGAGUAGUGUAACCAGACACACUGUGAUGCUAAUGAGCUGAUGGAUAGAGACACACGCAUACACACUCACUCACACAUACACACACACACACACACUCAGGGGGAUUUCAUAAUUGUAUUACAUAAAAUAAACACUAAAUAAGGCACUUUGUGCCUCAUGAACACAAUCACAUAGUCACUAUGCAAAGCUUGAUUCAAAUGCCAUUGCAACACUUUCCAGUUUAACCAAAUUGAAAUAAUUCCAUUGAUUCCAAGUGGUCCACACAAUCUUUUAGGCUGCAUGUCCUUGACAAUUAUUAUUUUUUUUGUUUGUUUUGUUUAAAGCCCGAAUUGUGUACCUGACUCUUCUCAGUUCCUCUGUUUCAAGGCAUUGGCAACAUUUUAUCACAAAUUUGAUUUUUUUUCUUUCUUGUUUUCUCUAAAGUGAAAUACUGCCAGAGUACUUGUACAUGUUUGCCAAGGAAAAAGGCAUUUGUCCAAUGUUAAUAGUUGGAAAGUACACGUUCUUGCACUAUGUCCUGUGUGAAUUUGAGCUGAAUCAUUUUAACAUGUGGAACUGACUUGAAAUCCCUUUUCAUUCCCAAUGCCUGGAAUCAGGUAAUCAGCUCUUUUUUUGGGGAAUCAACUUCCAGCUCUUUGAAUGGAUAUAAAUAAUCAACUAGAUAUAAAUAAUGAUGUUUCUGUUUAGACCAAAUUGCCUUUUGAUACAUGUGUGUGUACCCAGCUUUGCAGUGUGAGCGUACAGAUAUGUAUACACACACGCACACACACACUGAUCUUUUGGUGGGCAGGGUUUGUGAUUAUUGAGUUUCUUAUUAUUGGGUUUUUGUUUAUUUCUAUAGCUUUACUAUAUUUGAAACUUUUUUUUACACUGAAACACACACACACACACACACACACACACACACACACUGGAGCAUUGCCUUUAUACCCAAAUACAGCUGCUGCAUCAACAUG